AUGGAGACCAUCGACGUCCACUCAAAGUCAUUUGUCGUCAAGUGGAUCCAUGUUCCUGACAACUCAACGGUCAUAUUCCAGUUGAAACCCAUCAAGAGAUCCAUCAGCUUCAGCGUCUACAGAUCAUUGACCUCAGAGUCCUACUCAGCUUCAAACUCUCCUGCUCUGAGACCACAGGGUGAUGUCUCGGAGAGCAAUAACAGCUCAUCCACUUCAUUGGGUCGUAAAAGAUCAAAUUCCACUCUGUCAUUGGAAGACAAAUUGAAGCAAUCAGCUUUGGCAAAAGUCCAUGCUUUCGGUACUUUGAAUGGAAACCAAUUGUUCAAAAGUGAAUUCAAAGUGGAAAAGGGCGGUGUCUUUGCUUUUAUUUUUGACAACACAUUUUCUAAAAGUUAUUCCAAAAAAGUAUUGUUCAACAAGUUCUUUUUGGAUUCCAAUGAAAAUACCACCAGACCACAAUUAUCCUCUUCAUCUUCAUCUUUAAAUUUACCAUCUCAUGGUCAAAUUCAUCCAAAUAAAGGUCAAUAUCUUCAAGGGUUUCUUUUAAAGAAGAAAAGAAAGAAGUUACAAGGGUUCACCAAAAGAUUUUUUAUAUUGAACUUCAAGUAUAACACUUUAAGCUAUUACAUGAAUGAAAACAGUUUGAAAACCAGGGGUGAAAUGCCGGUCAAUUUAGCCACCAUAUCUGCUUUCAAAGAUGAAAACACAUUUAUAAUAGAUUCUGGUAUGGAAAUUUGGACUUUGAAGACCUUGAACAAAGAAGAUUGGGAUAAUUGGAUCAAUGCAUUGAACUUCAUCAAGUUUAAUAGUACCAACAGCACAGAUGAACAGUUGAAUUCAAUAAACUCAAAGAUCGACCAACUAAGCAAACGUUUCCAAUCAUUAGAGUCUAAUUUGGACCAACAAUCAUUAUCGGAUACAAAAGAUCAGUUGAAGGAUCUUUCAUUAUAUGUGAAAACGUUAUUGACAAACCAAUCCAAACAUGCUGAGAAAUCUUCCACAACAAGAGCUGGUUAUAUAUCACCAACUGCAACAUCUAUAUUCAGUCAAGAGUUUUUCGAUGCACUAGAACCUUAUGAUGAAAUUGAUAAUAUAACGGGAGCUACUGGUGGGAAUGAUGAUUAUGAUGAGGAAUCAUCAAUCGAUAAUCAUGUUUUACUACUACCCACAGCUAAACAAGGAAAUAGAUCAGCAAGCUACCAAGUUGAUUUAUCUUCAUCAUCAUCCUCUGAUGUUUCAAUUGAUGGCGGAUUACCAACAAAAAGAGUGGACACCUUAGAACUUGACAAUGACCUUUCACCAUUACCUUUGAACCCAGUGAAGAGAAGAAAUGAUAUCAAAUUAGCAACAUCAACCCCACCAAGUCUUUUGUCAUUCUUGAGAAAGAACGUUGGUAAAGAUUUGUCUACAAUUUCAAUGCCGGUAACAUCAAAUGAGCCAAUAACUAUUCUACAAAAAAUUUCAGAAACGUUUGAAUAUUCAAAUUUAUUAAAUGAAGCUGUAAAUGAGACCAACAAUGACAUUAAAAUCCUUAAAAUUGCAUCUUUUGCAAUUUCAAAUCUAGGUGCAAUGAGACCUAAAGAAAGGAACCUGAGAAAACCAUUUAAUCCAAUAUUAGGUGAAACUUUUGAAUUGGUGAAAGAAGAUAUGGGAUAUAGAUUUAUUGCUGAAAAGAUUCAUCACAAACCUCAAAUUUUUGCUGUUCAUUGUGAAUCCAAAGACUGGGAAAUUUCAUUUUGUUUGAAUCCUGAACAAAAAUUUUGGGGUAAAUCAGUUGAAUUGAUUAAUAAAGGUGUUGUGACAUUGUCUUUUAAAACUACAGGCGAGGUUUAUAAAUGGCAACAACCUACAACGUUAUUGAAAAACAUUAUUGCUGGGGAUAGAUAUACAGAGCCUGCUAAUUCAAUUUCAAUUUCAAGUUCAAUUGGUUUGAAGAGUGUUAUUGAGUUUAAGAAACCAAGCGGAGGGUUUUUUUCAGGAAGUAAAUCUGAAGAAGUUUUAAUAAAAGUAUUUGGUGAAAAAGGUCAUGCUCAUGAUUUGUUUGUGAAUGGUAAAUGGACUUCUGAGUUAUCAAUUCAAAGCUCAAAAGACCAGGAUAUGAAUGUUAAAAUUUGGGAAGUUUCACCAUUAUUGAAAGGCUUUGAACAAAAAUAUGGGUUUGGUCCUUUCACUGCCAAUUUAAGUGAAAUAACAGAUAUAGAGAAAGGCUUCAUUCCUUUUACAGACUCAAGAUUUAGACCCGAUGUUCAAGCUUAUGAGAAUGGCGACAUUAAAAAGGCAGAAUCGUUAAAACUAGAAGUUGAGCAAAUGCAACGUGAUAGAAGAAAAGUUUUAAGUGAUGCCAAUCAAGUACAUAAACCUUCCUUCUUUUUGAAGGCUGGAGAAGAAGAAAUGGAUUAUGAAGUUAUUAGAGGAGAGGACAGUUACUGGAAUAGAAGGAAGCAACAAAACUGGGAAGGUUUAACCCAACUAUGGUAA
Messenger RNA from Hansenula anomala, 2478 nucleotides. RefSeq names its product oxysterol-binding protein related protein OSH3 (gene OSH3). Gene Ontology annotation, biological process: piecemeal microautophagy of the nucleus; maintenance of cell polarity; endocytosis. The record is from RefSeq and is a predicted model, not a curated record. Bases 1 to 2478 code for a protein of 825 amino acids. Gene Ontology annotation, cellular component: plasma membrane; perinuclear endoplasmic reticulum; intracellular membrane-bounded organelle. Lineage: Eukaryota; Fungi; Ascomycota; Saccharomycetes; Phaffomycetales; Wickerhamomycetaceae. The transcript has 2 exons. Gene Ontology annotation, molecular function: sterol binding.